UAGGGACUCCUAAAGUAAAGAUUGAUGGAGGAACAAAAUAGAGUUAGCAUCGUCAGGAGCAUAGGCAGAAGUUUGAGUAGAGCAACUGGAAGUUUGGGAAUGGAGGAUGUGUUCUCCAUCGGUGGUGUUAAUAGUAGCCAUCAUGGCCGGAGCAGCCAACACUCUAUGGAAGACGAAGAGGCUUUGAGAUGGGCUGCUCUGGAGAAACUUUCCACCUACAAUCGUGUACGAACCACCAUCUUCAUGCCAUAUUAUAGUCCAGUGGAUUCACAAAACAUGCCAACGACUGAUAAGAUGUUGCUGGACGUACGUGAGCUAGAUAAGAAUGGUCAACAAGAGUUCAUCAACAAGGUCUUUAAGAUUGCUGAAGAAGAUAACGGAAGGUUCUUGAAAAAGUUCAAAGAUCGUGUGGAUAAGGUUGGCAUCUCUCUUCCAACAGUUGAAGUCCGGUUUCAAAACUUAACGAUAGAGGCAGAUUGCUACAUUGGUAACAGAGCACUUCCAUCACUGCCAAAUGCCGCUCGAAAUGCUAUAGAGUCGAUUUUAGGUUCUAUUGGGAUAAAUAUGUCUAAGAAAACUAAACUCACCAUUCUUAAAGAUGUAUCCGGAAUCAUCAAACCAUCAAGAAUGGGACUUCUGUUGGGGCCACCAUCUUCUGGGAAGACAACACUUUUGUUAGCUUUGGCUGGAAAGCUUGAUUCAAGCUUAAAGGUUGAUGGAGAGAUCACUUACAACGGUCAUAAGCUCACUGAAUUCAUACCUCAAAAAACAUCAGCCUUCAUCAGCCAGAACGAUGUUCAUGUUGGAGAAAUGACAGUCAAGGAAACUUUAGAUUUCUCAGCAAGGUGCCAAGGGGUCGGAUCCAGAUUAGAUAUGCUGACGGAGCUUGCAAGAAGAGAGAAGCAAGCAGGGAUUUUCCCUGAAGCUGAAGUUGACCUUUUCAUGAAGGCAACUGCCAUAGAAGGAGAUGCUAGCAGCUUAAUCACGUACUACACUCUUAGAAUAUUAGGCCUCGAUAUUUGCAGUGACACCUUUGUUGGUGAUGCUAUGAGGCGAGGAAUAUCUGGUGGACAGAAGAAGCGAGUUACCACAGGAGAAAUGCUUGUUGGGCCAGCAAAAACUCUUUUCAUGGAUGAGAUCUCAACAGGUCUAGACAGCUCAACUACAUUUCAGAUAGUGAAAUGUUUGCAGCAAAUUGCUCACCACACCGAGUCAACAAUCAUGAUGUCUCUACUACAGCCCGCUCCGGAGACCUUUGAUCUUUUUGAUGACGUCAUACUACUAUCAGAGGGGCAGAUUGUGUAUCAAGGACCACGCGAAAAUGCGCUUGAGUUCUUUGAGGGUUGCGGAUUCAGGUGUCCUGAGAGAAAAGGCACUGCUGACUUCUUGCAAGAGGUCACCUCCCGAAAGGAUCAAGAGCAAUAUUGGGCAGAUAGAAACAAACCAUACAGAUAUAUCCCAGUCAGUGAAUUUCAACAGUGUUUCAAGAGUUUCCAUGUGGGCGAGAGCUUAAAAAAUGAGUUGUCAAUCUCAUAUGACAAAACCCAAAGCCACAAAGCAGCCCUAGUCUUCAAGAAAUACUUGGUCUCCAAAAGAGAGAUGUUGAAGGCCUCAUGGAAUAAAGAAUGGCUAUUGUUAAAGCGCAACAGUUUUGUGUACAUUUUCAAAAGUACACAAUUCGUUAUUUUAGCUUUUAUUAGUAUGACCUUAUUUUUUAGAACCAGAAUGCACACCAGGAAUGAAGAUGAUGGUACAAUCUAUAUAGGGGCACUUUUGUUAAGCUUGCUCAUAAACAUGUUUGAUGGUCUAGCUGAAAUCUCCCUCACUAUAGCAAGAAUUCCUGUACUUUUUAAGCAAAGAGAUCUUCUGUUCCACCCACCAUGGGCUUAUACACUUCCAACAUUUUUGCUUCGUGUACCAAUAUGUUUUUUGCAGUGUGUUGCUUGGAUGGCCAUACUAUAUUACGGUGUUGAAUUCGCCCCUGAAGCUAGCAGGUUCUUUAAACACUUCCUUUUGGUGUUUGUGGUCCAAACUGUAGCAGGGGGGCUUUUUAGGCUGAUCGCUGGACUCUGUAGAACAAUGAACAUUGGGAACGCUGGUGGAAUCCUUGCACUUUUACUCGUAUUUCUUUUAGGCGGUUUUAUCCUUCCUAAAGCUCAGAUCCCUAAUUGGUGGGAAUGGGCGACUUGGCUAUCACCGGUUUCCUAUGGUUUUAAAGCAAUAACAAUAAACGAGUUCUAUGCUCCUAGGUGGAUGAACAGAAUGAGUUCGAAUAAUGUAACUAGAUUAGGGAUAGCAGUACUAAAAAGCAUGGAUAUUCCAACCCAAAAAAGCUGGUUCUGGAUUGGUAUUGCCUCUCUUCUUGGGUUUGCGAUUCUCUUCAAUGUCCUGUUCACUUUUUCUCUCAUGUACUUAGAGCCCCCUGGAAAACGACAAGCAAUCAUCUCCAAAGAAGAAGCCAUGGGGACAGUGCAGAACACAACAAGUCAGUCUGAGUCUUGUGAUUCUAAUGCUGUUGCUCACAAGACGCGAAGGAUUUUUCCGUUUACGCCACUUGCCAUGUCGUUUGAUAGCAUGAGCUAUUUCGUUGAUAUGCCCCAAGAAAUGAGAGAACAGGGUGUGGCAGAAAAUAGGUUGCAGUUACUUCGUGAAGUAACAGGUGCUUUUAGGCCCGGAGUCCUGACUGCAUUGAUGGGAGUCAGUGGUGCCGGUAAAACGACAUUGAUGGAUGUUUUAGCAGGAAGAAAGACAGGUGGUUAUAUUGAAGGAGUUAUAAAAGUAUCAGGUUUCCCAAAGAAACAGGAAACUUUUGCUAGAAUUUCUGGGUAUUGCGAGCAAACUGACAUCCACUCUCCCCAAGUCACUGUUCAUGAAUCAUUGAUUUACUCGGCUUGUCUUCGGCUCCCAAAAGAACUAACCAAUAAAGAGAAAAUGAUCUUUGUAGGUGAAGUGAUGGAGCUAGUUGAACUAGAAAGUAUUAAGGAUGCAAUAGUGGGACUUCCGGGGGUUACAGGUUUAUCAACAGAACAGAGGAAAAGACUAACAAUUGCAGUGGAGCUUGUUGCUAAUCCAUCAAUCAUCUUCAUGGAUGAACCGACUUCAGGGCUUGAUGCAAGGGCAGCAGCCAUUGUUAUGAGGACGGUGAGAAACACUGUCGACACAGGGAGAACAGUUGUUUGCACCAUCCAUCAACCCAGCAUUGAUAUAUUUGAAUCUUUUGAUGAGUUGUUGCUAAUGAAAAGAGGAGGACAGGUUAUUUAUGCAGGACCCUUGGGCCAAAAUUCUCAAAACAUCAUAGAUUAUUUUGAGGAAGUUCCUGGGAUUCCAAAGUUUGCUGAAAAAUACAAUCCAGCAACAUGGAUGUUGGAAGUUAGUUCAGGUGCUGCUGAGAUUCGCCUUGGCAUCGAUUUUGCUGAGUAUUACAGAUCAUCAUCCCUGUAUCAGAGGAACAAAGCAUUAGUAAUGGAGUUGAGCACACCACUUCCUGGAGCAACAGAUCUUCAUUUUGAAACACAACAUUGUCAAUCUUCAUGGGGACAAUUUAAGUCUUGUUUAUGGAAGAUGUGGAAGAGUUACUGGAGAAAUCCUGAUUAUAACCUUGUUCGCAAUUUCUAUACCUUGGCUGCUGCACUUAUGGUUGGAACAAUGUUUUGGAAGAUUGGCAAAAAAAGAGAGAACAACGGCAAUUUGACCACAAUCAUCGGGUCUAUGUAUAGUGCUGUAUUCUUUGUUGGUAUGAACAAUUGCCAGACAGUGCAGCCAGUAGUCGCCACAGAAAGAACAGUCUUUUAUCGAGAAAGGGCAGCUGGGAUGUACUCAUCAUUCCCAUACGCCAUGGCACAGGUGAUUGUAGAGAUACCAUAUGUGUUUGUCCAAGCGACAUAUUACACUCUGAUUGUGUACGCCAUGGUGUCGUUUGAAUGGAAAGCAGCCAAAUUUUUUUGGUUUUUUUUCGUCAUCUUCUUUUCAUUUCUUUAUUUCACAUACUACGGUAUGAUGACUGUUUCUAUCACACCAAACGAUCAAGUGGCAGCCAUAUUUGCAGCUUCAUUUUAUGCAGUGUUCAAUAUCUUUUCAGGUUUUUUCAUUCCUAGACCCAGAAUUCCAAAAUGGUGGGUGUGGUACUACUGGAUUUGUCCUUUGGCCUGGACCGUGUAUGGGUUCAUCGUUUCGCAGUACCAUGAUAUUGAAGACACAAUCACAGUACCUUGGAUGUCAUAUGACCCACCCAUGAAUUCCUAUAUCAAAGAUCAUUAUGGUUAUAGACUAGAUUUCAUGGGUCCGGUUGCUGCUGUUCUAAUCGGUUUUUGCUUCUUGUUUGCAUUCGUCUAUGCAUUAUGCUUAAGGAUAUUGAACUUCCAAAUGAGAUAAACAUUUAUAGAAGCCUAGUACCUCAUCACAUGUUCUAAUUAAA
This is a messenger RNA of Erigeron canadensis, 4414 nucleotides long. Its product is annotated as ABC transporter G family member 35-like. The record is from RefSeq and is a predicted model, not a curated record. Gene Ontology annotation, cellular component: membrane. Gene Ontology annotation, molecular function: ABC-type transporter activity; ATP binding; ATP hydrolysis activity. Bases 25 to 4371 code for a protein of 1448 amino acids. Lineage: Eukaryota; Viridiplantae; Streptophyta; Magnoliopsida; Asterales; Asteraceae. The transcript has 18 exons.